GGCGCUUCAAAGUGUCGUGAUACUGGGCUAGAAGCUCCAUGGCGGGACAUGAGAUGAUGUCUUCAAAGGCUGCAGCUUUUUCCAUUGCUAAUUUACUCAAUAAUGACACUAAGCUCGACGAAGAAAGCUCGAGUCCUGUUCCUGUCCAGCAAAAGAGGAACGGUUAUGCUAUUACAAGUCUAUUACAGAAUGCAACUCAAAGUAACGAGCCGAAAAUACCACAAUUCACGAGCACUUUACCAACGUGCUUCAACAUGAUGAGAAACUUUGAUUUUGGUGCCAGUUUACCAAAAAUCGCCAUGAGAGAAGUCCAAGUUGCUCUGCAGCAGAGCGAUUUGUGGUGGAAGUUUUACUCGUGCGGAACAGAAAUGGUUAUAACACGAACCGGAAGACGAAUGUUUCCAACCCUAUCGUUAUCAUUUUUUGGUAUGGACCCCAAGAAAUACUACUCCAUUCACGUUGACCUGGUGCCAGUCGAUAGUUACAGCUACACAUUUGURAACAGCGCGUGGCAGGUUAACGCAAUCGCGAGUGAUGUUCAACCAUCGAGCUGUGUAUCAUCAUAUCAAGCAGAGGAAGUCGUCCAUACGGGACUUUACUGGAUGAAAAAUGGCGUGGACUUCAAGAAACUUCGUUUAACUAAUCGGCGUAAUGGUGUCUUCAAAGAAGGAGAGCUUCAGUUGAGCCCCAACAGAAAGUACCAGCCUCGAAUACAUGUGGUAGAAGAAUCAGAAGAAGGAGUUAAACUUUCCUGCUCCACCUUCGUCUUCCCAGAAACGUCAUUCAUCGCAGUCACUACUUAUCAGAACGAGGAGUUGAUUCAAAUGAAAAUCGACCACAAUCCAUUCGCGAAAGGAUUUCGUGAUAAAGGGGCGAGGAGACGAUACGUGCCCUAUGAACAUCGACCAGGACCACUAGUUGAGACGACAUCCAUGUAGAAUACUGUAUAGUCAUUGUCAUUAAUGCAAUUAGAUGUUUAAAAGUAUUUCCAUAAAGACACUGUACUUAUUGCGAAGAAMGUGGCUUAUUGAUCACGGUAAAUUUCCAACCAUCAACCGUCCUGUCUCAAUGUUAAAUAUUAAGCCUAAAAUGACAGACRUUCUAUAUUCCGUAAAUAAAGAAAUUAGCCUUAAAAAUUAUAUAUUUUCAAAUAGACGGAGCAAGUUGUUAUGUAAGUUUCUGAAACAAUAAAAAAACUGCAAAUAAAUUCACAACAAACGAUAUUGACAUUUAAUGUCAUGUAAAAGAACCGGCCGAUCAUGAAUAUAAUAAUGAACGGUUUUUGGGAGAUUCCUAUGUUGAAGAUCGAUGUUGAAGACCAUGCCUCCUUUCCAGGAAUUCCAAACACAGAAGAAACUGAGCACUUAUCUGUGGAGGAGAUAAUGCUCAAAUUCAUUUAAACUUAGGCAUGUUAGCCAGAAAAUGUUUUAUUCGUUUCAACUAUUAAAACAUUAAAAUAUCCGUCAAGCACCAACUAAGGACGUUCAAUCGGCUGAGGAUUGUCAAGUUUAAACAGGUCUCACAUAUAUUUCAUGUGGUGGCUAAACAUUGGAUAUGCGCCMAGACAAGUUCUGUAUAAAUGUUUUACUUUUAAAAAUAAAGUUUGAAGCUAGAGCAAAUAAUGGUACUGAUUAAUUAAAUGUUUUAAUAUAUCGCUUUUAUCAUAUUUUUUUAAGAAUCUUUAUUACGGCGUGGAUAUCAAAUUGAAGAACGUUGUCGGGUACAAAAAAUACGCAUUCUAGGACUACAAGUGGCUAGUGAAAGCAGUGUACAAUUAAACAAAUAUACGAAACAACA
This is a messenger RNA of Exaiptasia diaphana, 1797 nucleotides long. RefSeq names its product T-box transcription factor TBX20. Gene Ontology annotation, molecular function: RNA polymerase II cis-regulatory region sequence-specific DNA binding; DNA-binding transcription factor activity, RNA polymerase II-specific. The coding region runs from base 39 to 938 and encodes 299 amino acids. Gene Ontology annotation, cellular component: nucleus. Gene Ontology annotation, biological process: regulation of transcription by RNA polymerase II; cell fate specification; positive regulation of DNA-templated transcription. The record is from RefSeq and is a predicted model, not a curated record. NCBI's taxonomy places the organism in Eukaryota, Metazoa, Cnidaria, Anthozoa, Actiniaria, Aiptasiidae. The transcript is spliced from 5 exons.